CCGGGAAUGCAAUAUAGGAGCAAAUAAAUUCAGUGAUCUUAUCUAUUAGCACCUUCCAAUCACAAAAUAAGAACAGGGCUUUCUGGUUAGCAGAUCAAUUUUGUCUGAAAUCUAAGUCGGGUUUGAAGGAAGAACACAGUUCCCAUUAGUUCUGGAAUGUUAGAACUGAUGUCUUGCAAGUUUUUUGGCUUUCAUUACAGCUCUUGUUGACUCUGUAAUGACAGAACUUCCUUCUAUCUUGCCUGCACUUGUCUUUAUGAUAUGUCUGGUUCGAUUUUCUGUGCCAGCUGAGGGAAAGAUGAAUACAACCUCGACACAUUUUGUACCGCCGAGAAGGGUCGGUAUAUACGAACCUCUCCACCAGAUUGGUAUGUGGGGAGAAAACUUCAAGGGCAAUGGAACUCUGAACACGCCUUGCCCUAUCAUUUCAGAAGAUACUUCCCAUGGGACAGCAGGAACUCCUCACAGGUUCGAUCAAGAAGCUUCCACGUCCAGACAUACAGAUAAGAUUCAGAGACGUCUUGCACAGAACCGUGAGGCGGCUAGGAAAAGCCGUUUGCGCAAGAAAGCGUAUGUUCAGCAGCUGGAAACAAGCCGGUUGAAGUUGAUACAAUUAGAGCAAGAGCUCGAUCGAGCCAGACAACAGGGUUUCUCCAUAGGUGGGGGAGUAGAUGCUGCUAGCUCUCUAAGUUUCUCAGGAAGCAUGAACCCGGGCAUAGGUGCGUUUGAGAUGGAAUAUGGGCAUUGGGUGGAAGAACAGAACAGGCAGAUAUGUGAACUGAGGGCGCUUUUGCAUGGCCAUGCAAGUGAUAUAGAGCUGCGGAUGCUGGUGGACAAUGUCAUGAAACAUUACUUCGAACUCUUCCGCAUGAAGUCAGCCGCUGCAAAAGCAGAUGUCUUCUACGUCAUGUCGGGAAUGUGGAAGACUUCGGCGGAAAGGUUUUUCUUGUGGAUAGGAGGAUUUCGACCCUCCGAGCUUCUCAAGGUUCUGUUACCUCAUUUGGAUGUUCUUACAGAACAACAGCUUCUAGAUGUAUGCAACCUGAGGCAGUCAUGCCAGCAGGCAGAAGACGCUCUGUCACAGGGAAUGGAAAAGCUUCAGCAGACGUUGGCGGAAAGCGUAGCUGCUGGGCAGCUCGGGGAAGGAAGUUAUGUACCGCAGAUGACGUCAGCAAUGGAGAGGCUGGAGGCUCUGGUCAGCUUCGUGAAUCAGGCUGACCAUCUGAGACACGAGACGUUGCAGCAAAUGUACAGGAUCUUGACGACGAGACAGGCGGCGAGAGGGUUAAUGGCGCUGGGAGAGUAUUUCCAACGGCUUCGAGCGUUGAGCUCGAGCUGGGCCACUCGGCAGAGAGAACCCGCGUAGUAGACACAAUACAGGGUUAUAUAUAUAUAUAUAGACAAUACCAUGAAGAGCUCAAGAAGAAAUGAUGAAGUUGGUAGCCUUAUAGACCGAUUCUUUUUUCGGGUGAUGGUUGUGUUUGUAACAUUUAUAAAAAAAAAAUAUGUUUAUAUAUGAUUUGGGUGACAGUAGAAAUGAAAAGAUUCGUACAUGCAUGUGGUU
Tarenaya hassleriana is the source of this 1564-nucleotide messenger RNA. Its product is annotated as transcription factor TGA1-like. Bases 218 to 1366 code for a protein of 382 amino acids. The record is from RefSeq and is a predicted model, not a curated record. Gene Ontology annotation, biological process: regulation of DNA-templated transcription; DNA-templated transcription. Gene Ontology annotation, molecular function: DNA-binding transcription factor activity; sequence-specific DNA binding. Lineage: Eukaryota; Viridiplantae; Streptophyta; Magnoliopsida; Brassicales; Cleomaceae. The transcript has 9 exons.